UUCGCUAGUUCUUCAAUGUCUUCCCUCCUUCUGCCAUCAUGUGACAGAGUUUUUCUCUUUGCAGUUGACGAUGACUUCAUUGGUCUGGGUGAGCUGCCCGAAACGUUUCCCUCAGAUCCCCCCGAGCCACUCCCAGUAUUUUUGAUGGAGCCGGAGGAGGCCUACAUUGUGAAGAACAAGCCAGUUAACCUGUACUGCAAAGCCACGCCUGCCACGCAGAUCUACUUCAAGUGCAACAGUGAGUGGGUUCACCAAAAGGAGCACACCGUGGAGGAGCGGGUGGACGAAAACUCUGGUCUGGUUGUGAGAGAGGCCAGCAUAGAGAUCACCCGGCAGCAGGUGGAGGAGUUGUUUGGGCCGGAAGACUUCUGGUGUCAGUGUGUGGCCUGGAGCUCCGCUGGGACCACCAAGAGCCGCAAAGCCCACGUCCGCAUCGCCUACCUGAGAAAGACGUUUGAUCAGGAACCUCUGGGAAAGGAAGUGUUACUCGAGCAGGAAGUGUUGCUGCAGUGUCGCCCACCUGAAGGCAUCCCAGCAGCUGAGGUGGAGUGGCUAAAGAAUGAAGAAGUUAUUGAUCCUGCAGACGACAGAAACUUCUACAUCACCAUCGACCACAACCUGAUAAUAAAACAGGCCCGCCUCUCCGACACCGCCAACUACACCUGCGUGGCGAAGAACAUUGUGGCCAAAAGACGCAGCACCACCGCCACAGUUAUUGUCUACGUAAAUGGUGGAUGGUCAACAUGGACAGAGUGGUCAGUGUGUAACAGCCGCUGUGGCCGCGGUUACCAGAAACGGACGCGCAGCUGUACCAACCCAGCUCCUCUGAACGGAGGUUCAAUCUGUGAAGGACAGGGCAUCCAGAAGCUGCCAUGCAAUCCUCUCUGCCCAGUGGAUGGCCUGUGGACAGAGUGGAGUAAGUGGUCCACCUGUGGGACAGAGUGCACCCACUACAGGAGGAGGGAAUGCAACGCCCCGGCACCCAAAAACGGAGGGAAGGACUGUGAGGGCGUGGUGCUCCAGUCUAAGAACUGCACCGACGGGCUGUGCAUGCAGAGUUCCUUAUAUCAGAAGUCUACUGAGGCUAAUGACGAGGGUGAUUUUGGAAAUUCAUUGGCUCCCAGUACAGAUGACGUAGCCCUCUAUGUGGGCAUUGUCAUCGCCGUGAUCCUGUGCGUGGUUAUCUCCGUCGUCGUGGCGCUCUUCAUCUACAGGAAGAACCAUCGGGAGUUCAGCUCCGACAUCAUCGAUUCGUCUGCCCUGAACGGAGGCUUCCAACCGGUCAGCAUCAAGACCGCACGCAAAGCUGAUCUCUUAACAGCCCCUCCUGACUUGACCUCGGCGGCCGCCAUGUACCGCGGCCCGGUUUACGCCCUCCAUGACGUGGCCGACAAAAUCCCCAUGACCAACUCCCCGCUGCUGGAUCCACUGCCCAACCUGAAGAUCAAGGUGUACAACUCCUCGGGUCUGGUGACGCCUCAGGACGACCUGGGAGGGGAGCUGUCCUCCAAGCUGUCCCCAAAGCUUCCCCACUGCCUGCUGGACAACAGCGACAGCACGAUGGGCCGGCGCAUGCAGACGCAGACGCUGCUGCGCACCAGGGAUCCCUCCUGCACCGCUCUGGGCUCCUUCAGCUCGCAGGGGGGGCAGCUGAUUGUGCCCAACUCAGGCGUGAGUCUGCUCAUACCAGCGGGGGCCAUUCCUCAAGGCAGAGUCUACGAGAUGUACGUGACCGUUCAGAGGAAGGACAACCUGAGGCCUUCUGUGGAAGAUGGUCAAACAGUGCUGAGCCCCAUAGUGAGCUGUGGGCCUCCUGGGGCCCUGCUGACACGUCCCGUCAUCAUCACCAUGCACCACUGUGCCGUGUGUGACGGCCAGCAGGACUGGCUGAUCCAGCUCAAGAGCCAGUCCCCGCAGAACCAGUGGGAAGAUGUGGUGGUAGUAGGAGAGGAAAACUUCACCACGCCGUGCUAUAUCCAGAUGGAUGAAGAGGCAUGCCACAUCCUGACGGAGACGCUAGGAACAUACUGCCUCGUGGGCCAGUCUCUGAGCGCUGCCACCAUCAAGCGCCUCAAACUAGCCAUCUUUGGCCCCGUCACCUGCCCCGCCAUGGAGUACCACAUCCGAGUUUACUGUCUGGACGACACUCAGGAUGCACUCAAGGAGGUUCUGCAGAUGGAGAAGCAAAUGGGUGGAAAAUUGCUGGAUGAACCAAAGACUUUAAACUUUAAAGACAGCACCCACAACCUGAGACUUUCCAUCCAUGAUGUUCCCCAGCCGUUAUGGAAGAGCAAACUCCUAGCAAAGUAUCAGGAGCUGUCCUUCCAGCAAGUGUGGACCGGUUCACAGAGGAACCUCCACUGCUGCUUUACUCUGGAGCGCUUCUCAGUCAGCACGGGGGACCUGAGCUGUAAGAUAUGUGUGCGGCAAGUUGAAGGAGAAGGACAGAUUUUUCAGCUGGAUACUACACUCUCAGAGGACUCCCAGAGCAUCGACACGUCUCUGCUCGACCCCGCCAGCAACAUCACCACACUGGUCGGUCCGAACGCUUUCCGCAUCCCGCUCUCCAUUCGACAGAAGCUGUGCGGCAGCCUUGACGCGCCGCAGACCAGAGGCAACGACUGGAGGAUGUUGGCCCACAAACUUAAUCUUGACAGGUAUCUGAACUACUUCGCCACCAAAUCCAGCCCUACGGGAGUUAUCCUGGACUUGUGGGAGGCUCAGCAUUUCCCCGAUGGCAACCUCAGCCGCCUGGCCCAGGUACUGGAAGAGAUGGGUCGCCACGACAGCCUCGUUCCUGCUGCGACCGAGCACUGACGUCUGCUUACAUCUGAGGAGGAAGGAGAUAAAAAAACAGGAGUGAAAGAAGAGAGGAGUUAAAGGCAAGACUUUGAUUUUGGAAUCUCAGUGGAAAAUGCUCUUUCGCGCUUCUAAAAGCUACCUGAGAGCACGCUGAUGGAGGUGGAAGUAUCGAAACAGCCAGGUCUGCUCAGGCAUGACCCAGUUAAACAUUGGCAACAAAAGGGUGUAAAAACCUGGAGAGCAAACAUGAACCCUUGCCAGUCACUUUUCUGGCUGAUCCUUCCUCUCUCUGGUGCAACAGUUUGAUAUUUUUGGCUCUAGUUUCCUUGGAAACAGCUGUCCGGUUGUUUGGAUGGAUUUUGCUGCCGAUUCCCUCACAGCAUUCGAGUAACAAUCGACGAGAGGUCAGUGGAUCAAAGGAGGAGGACUGGGUUCAGAGAGAGCAACACUCAGCCAUCAAAGUCAAUAUUCUGCAAUCCUUGAUAACACAGUAUUUAACAAUAUACAUAUUUGUUGCUUGUUUUUUGUUUUUUUAUUUCAUUCUGCCUGUUAGUAUGUUGCAGAAUCCUUUAAUUUAGUUGCAUUUUCUUUCUUUGUGUCACAGCACCACCUGGUGGACACUCACGGAAGUAAGAGUCAGAAAAACAAAGGGAUAAAGAACAUUUUCACAUCUGUUGUAAUAAUAAUUGCUAUUAUUUAGUGUUA
Messenger RNA from Poecilia latipinna (sailfin molly), 3507 nucleotides. Its product is annotated as netrin receptor UNC5C-like. The transcript has 16 exons. Gene Ontology annotation, biological process: axon guidance; netrin-activated signaling pathway. Bases 16 to 2817 code for a protein of 933 amino acids. Gene Ontology annotation, cellular component: membrane. Gene Ontology annotation, molecular function: protein binding; netrin receptor activity. Lineage: Eukaryota; Metazoa; Chordata; Actinopteri; Cyprinodontiformes; Poeciliidae. The record is from RefSeq and is a predicted model, not a curated record.